Fimicolochytrium jonesii is the source of this 2383-nucleotide messenger RNA. Its product is annotated as armadillo-type protein. The transcript has 6 exons. Gene Ontology annotation, cellular component: mating projection tip; cell division site. NCBI's taxonomy places the organism in Eukaryota, Fungi, Chytridiomycota, Chytridiomycetes, Spizellomycetales, Powellomycetaceae. Bases 426 to 2195 code for a protein of 589 amino acids. The record is from RefSeq and is a predicted model, not a curated record. Gene Ontology annotation, biological process: actin filament bundle assembly; mitotic actomyosin contractile ring assembly; barbed-end actin filament capping. Gene Ontology annotation, molecular function: small GTPase binding; actin binding.
UAGUGUCAAAAGCGGGAUUAGCUUUUUGGGUGGUGUCACGCGUUUCCGUCAUUCUUGACGCGUUCAGCCCUUCGCCGUGAACAGAGAACGACAGAAUCGGACAGUCAACACAAUUUGGGCAAGACGUUGGUUUGCGGUUUUCCUUGCAACAUAACGAAGAAGUCCUGUAUAUGAGAACUGCUGCAGGUUCGCAAGGUACUCUGAAUCUACAGGGCGGAUCGCAGUACCGUGUGUUUCUGCGGUUUGAGUUGGCCCGUGGCGAAGCAACUCGCCGGCGAGCGUCGGAUUGAAUACCGUCGCUUGAUUGUCGACAUCGCUUUGAAAGUUACACUGAUUGAGAAGUGGCGGUGGGCAGGAUCGCUGACGCCCUACUGUCAAGUACCCCCAAACGCUCACUCCCCCGACCUCCUCCAACACAACCCACGAUGUCCUACUACUACCGCAACGCCGGCGACUCCUCCGAGCCCAGCACCCCCACGCGCGACUACCUCACCGCCGACGCCCCCACCAUCCCGCGCUCCCCCUCCGUGUCUUCCGUCUCCUCCAUCCGCAGCUACCGCACUCGCCGCACCCACCGCGCCUCCCUCGCCACCAUCAAGUCCUUCGCCUCCACCGAGUCCGCGUCUUUCCCCUCCGAAGAAUCCCUCACGGAAGACGACGCCCGUAUCGCACGCUCUAAACUUCAGGACCGCAUGCGGGUGUACUACCAGACUCAAACCAACUUCAAUGAUUUGAGUGCUGAGGCGGUGGAUGAGUUGUUUGAUCUGGCACUCGCGGCAGGCUACGGGUCACAGGCAGCCCACCAGCGCACCUCCCUCAACGCCACCUCCAAAGCAGCCAAACUCAAGCUCAUCCAGAUUAUCAACGCCGAAGACCAGCGCUCCCCACAAGGCGACUCUGAAAAACGACCCUCCUACUACGUCCAGUACCUCCUCUCCACCACCCAACAUUCACAGCACAAGAAACGCGGGGAGAAGUUCUUGAAUGCGAUCUCGAGGAGUGUUACCGGGGGCCAAAGUAGACAGGGGGUUCUGGUCGGGGUGUUGGAGGAGCUAUACAGGCAGUGUAGAAGCCAACCGACGAGUUGGAUGAAUGAUUUUGCGGCUUUGGGCGGGUGGGAGGCGUUAAUUGGGGUGUUGAGGGGGGCUCAUCGGAAGAAUGAUAGCAAAGGACGGCAUUUCGAAGUCGAACGCAAUGUAUUGCAAGUAUUGAAGAUCCUGACGAACCAGCGAAAAGGCAUCCUGGUCCUCCUCUCCUCCCCCUCCUACCUGCGCACGAUCGUCCUCUCUCUCGACUCCCCCCAGCUUGCCAUCCGCACCACCGCAAUCGACUUCCUGCUCUGCCUCGUCACCAUCGAGUACCCGCGCGGGCACAAGCUGGUUAUGGACGCCUUCAACCACUUUCGCGCGAGCCAUGAUGAUUUGUAUACGUUCGCAAGGCUGGUGGAGAGUUUGGAGUAUUUGGUUUCGACUCGGGGCGUUUUUGGGACGGCUGUUGGGGCCAGAGUGGAGGGCGCGAGGGAUCCGGGGUUGAGUUGGGGCGGGAGGGGGAAGGGGGAUAUGCAGAGAGAGAUUAAAGGGUUUUUGGUUUCGGCGAUAACGCUGCUCAAACUGGUUGUUCAAGUCCCCGACGAGCUGGAAUACAGGAUUCAUCUCCGCAACGAGUUGAUGGCGUCGGGGUUUGGGCGUGUCCUGAAGCGCCUCCGAACCUGGGCCGCCUCCGAAUUCUCCGAAAUCCUCACGCAUGUCGACCAAUUCGAAGAGCAAGCCGCGCGCGACCACCAAGACUUCGCCGACGAUCUCGAAAACGUCACUAGCCUCGACUUGCAGGACCCGUACGGUAUCCUGGACGCGCUGAUGGGCUCUGUGUGUACGACGGAGCAGGAUGGUGGCAGGGAUUAUGUGUUGAGCAUUUUGCAGCAUUUGCUGAUUCCGGCGAGGUUGAUUGAUGCGCCGUCGAGAGCGAAAGUAUUCCGCCUCCUCGACCUCAUGAUUUCGCAAGUCGUGCUGGAUCGCAACGGGAUGGACCCCAGCUUUACGGACAUGUACCGGGUGUCGAUCGAGGAAGUGAUGGAAGGGAUCUCGGAGGAGAUCAGCUCCGAGAAUGAGUUGCUGAAGGCGAAGCUGGUGCAGUCGAAGAUGACGAGGUCUGAGAGUAGGGAUAAGUUUGGUGAGUUGCGCGACGGCUGGGUUUAACCAUCCACUUCAUACUCUCGUCUUGGGGUGGUGACAUGCGGAAUGUAGGUUGUUGAUGUGCUGUGAUUGUUUCUCUCAGGACCAUCGGGAUCACGAAAAGUCUCCUCCGCCUGGGACGGCGGACCUCCGCGCUUCGGGGAUAACAACCUCCUAGAUCUAAAACGGCAGCUCGACGGCGACUCAGCGGC